Symbiodinium necroappetens is the source of this 1599-nucleotide messenger RNA. Lineage: Eukaryota; Dinophyceae; Suessiales; Symbiodiniaceae. The record is from the annotation of a GenBank genome assembly.
GCCACCGAAGCGAUGGUCACCUCGGAGUCUGCAAAUCUGGCGGAAGAUCUUCCAAACAAGAAGAGUGAGCCGUUGCAAGAGGAGCCCGGGAAUUGGGCGCCAGCAUUGGUGGACCAGCAGUGGCUAGAGUGGAAGGCUUCUCACCCAAGACUCUGCUCCGUCUUCACGCAUGUCUGUCUUUAUAACGUUAGCGCGCCUUCGAACCGACUGGCAAUCAUGACGGCGCAAGACAUGCGCGAAGACAUGCUUGGCAUUGGAUCCUGCUGGUUUGUGCCACUCGUCCUUCUCUGCACCGCUUUCGGCGUUUGGCGGCCUGGGUUGCCUGCAGCAAGCAAUUCAUCCUUCCGCCUCGACAAGCUUACCGCUUGGUGGCAUCGCGGCCCACGGCUUUCAGUAAGUUCCGUGAAAGUCUACGUAUGCAUGCUGUUACUGAUUGAGCUGCUUGGCGUGACAGCGCCGAUGGUUGCAGUUCUCUCUGUGCCCGAUAUGUUGAGAAGAGUGCGGCGACAUCCGUACGGGCCAGGAGACGAGCUGGGCCUACUGCAAGGUCACAGCCUCGAAGAAACACCGCAUCUAAUGCCGCGGCUCACGUAUUUGUUCAUGCCAGAUCUGGACAACAGCACUGCUGACGGCUAUGCCUCGUUUCAUGCUGGCCUUCUAGCCACAAUGUUGUUUGCGUGGUGCAUCUUCCUGAUCGCACCAUGCGCCUGGAGAAUCACCUCCACCGCGUGCUAUGCUUGGGGAGCGGCGAUAUAUUUCUAUUUUGGCAGCCUGAGCAUGAUGUUUGCGCCCACCACCAGCGUGUGCUCGUCGUACUUCUUUGUGGUAGGUGCUGGCUUCGUGGUGGCAGACGCUGGAGAUGCUCAUGUGCAAGCAUGGUUGUGGAAGUACCUGGUCAUGAGCAUACUGGCACCAUACUACCUUGCAGCAGGCUUUGCGAAGCUGCGGUACGCUGGCUGGACAUCAGUUCUUACGGGGAGUUGGACGCGGAAAGCUCUAGACUUCCCGUCCUUUUUUCCCGUCUUCAAUGCUUGGGCAAAAAACACGCCAUGGAUGACAGCCCUACUAUCGUGCGGGUGGAUGCUCGUCGAGUUCGUGGGGCCUCUGCUCGUCCUUUCCAUCGAUGUUGGAAAGCCAUGUUCCAAGGUGGCGCGCUGGACUCUUACGAUCUGGAGUUCACUUGUUGUGUGCUUUGUCGUGGGGGUUUUUGCCUUCCUCAGCCCAAAUUAUGUUCGCCAUCUUCCGUUGGCAAUGCUGAUGCUGCAUGGUCUGUGGUACUCAGAUGGAUUCGAGAGCUGGCGUCCUGAAAGUCAAGGAGCCCCACCCUUGUUAUAUCACUCCAGGGUCAUAUUGGCAAUGCUGCUGUUGAGUUCGUGGUUUGCUGUUGAACUGUGGUCAGACCUAGCACAUCUCACCGGUGCCACCCCACAACUAGCAAGGCAUGAUCCAGGUUGGCCAACCGGUGAGUUGGCCAGUUUCGUCCAUCCUUCGAAGACAUCGAAUUAUGCACGCUCUUUGUCUCUCGAGAUGUUGGUCAUUUGCGGACUUUGCGUGAAGAAGUCGUGGGACGUUUGGGCCGCCACGAAGACCAGUGCGUAG